UGAGGGAUUAAUGAGUAGUUUAAUAGGAACCAUGAAAAUUGUCAAGUAAUAUUGUCCUUUAUGGAAAGUUGGAGGGGACAAAUAGAAGAAACAAAUAAGCUACUCCCACUUUAUCAUCUACUAUCUAUGCAUACUAGUCAAUCUAUCAUCUACUGGUUCAGUAAUGGCUCCUACAACUCCAAAACUAGUAGUUCCCAUUGACCUGACAAAGAAGCCAUGGGAGCAGAAGGUACCUCUUCACAACCGUUAUCACCCAGAUAUCCCCCCUGUUGCAGAUGUUACAGAAGGUGAGGUGUUCAGAGUUGAGAUGGUAGACUGUAGAGGAGGAGCCGUUGGAGACAAUGACACUGCCCUUGAUUUAAAUGCCACAGAUCUCUUUGCUGUGCACUAUCUUAGCGGACCCAUUCGAGUAUUGGACAAAGAGGGCAUGCCGGCUAAGCCAGGUGAUCUUCUUGCAGUUGAAAUCUGCAACUUGGGUCCUCUCCCUGGAUCUGAAUGGGGUUAUACAGCAUCGCAUGAUAGAGAACAUGGGGGUAGUUUUCUGACUGAUCAUUUCCCUGAUGCAACUAAAGCUAUUUGGUAUUUUGAAGGGAUAUAUGCCUACUCACCUCAAAUACCAGGUGUGCGAUUUCCUGGUUUACUUCAUCCUGGAGUUAUUGGCACUGCACCAUCAAUGGAACUCCUAAACAUAUGGAAUGACAGGGAAAGAGAACUUGUAGAAAAUGGUCAUAAGUCUAUGACAUUGACUGAGGCCUUGCACCAACGACCAUUUGCAUUGUUGCCAACACCAGAAAGCUGUUUUCUUGGAAAGAUUGAAGAGGGAACACCUGAAUGGGAAAGAAUUGCAAGGGAGGGUGCAAGGACAGUUCCUGGAAGAGAAAAUGGAGGAAAUUGUGAUAUCAAGAAUCUCAGCACAGGUUCAAAAAUAUACCUUCCAGUAUUUGUUGAUGGAGCAAAUCUUAGCACGGGUGACAUGCAUUUCUCUCAGGGUGAUGGUGAAGUUUCAUUCUGUGGAGCAAUAGAGAUUAAUGGAUUUCUAGAGCUCAAAUGUGAAAUCAUAAGGAAUGGAAUGGGAGAGUACCUCACACCGAUGGGUCCAACUCCUCUACACGUAAGCCCAAUCUUUGAGAUUGGCCCGAUUGAACCAAGAUUCUCAGAAUGGUUGGUAUUUGAAGGUAUCAGUGUAGAUGAGAGUGGAAGGCAACAUUAUCUUGAUGCAAGUAUUGCAUUCAAGCGUGCAGUACUCAAUGCCAUUGACUAUAUAUCUAAAUUCGGAUACUCUAAAGAACAGGUCUAUCUUUUGCUAUCAGCUUGCCCUUGCGAAGCAAGAAUUUCAGGAAUAGUUGAUGCUCCCAAUGCAUGUGUAACUCUUGCAGUUCCAACAGCUAUAUUUGACCAGGAUAUACGCCCGAAAGCUGGAGUGGGACCCAGGGUGAUGAGGAAACCAGAUGUUAUGAAAUGCCCUUAUAAUGGAAAGUUUCCCAUGACAAAGAACACCAGUGCCAGUACUUCAUCGUAAUCAGAGGAACCA
Molecule: messenger RNA, 1531 nt
Organism: Macadamia integrifolia
Lineage: Eukaryota; Viridiplantae; Streptophyta; Magnoliopsida; Proteales; Proteaceae
Product: formamidase-like
Exons: 6
Coding region: 164-1519 (451 amino acids)
Molecular function (GO): hydrolase activity, acting on carbon-nitrogen (but not peptide) bonds, in linear amides
Source: RefSeq, a predicted model, not a curated record